Messenger RNA from Ruditapes philippinarum (Manila clam), 2162 nucleotides. RefSeq lists its product as uncharacterized. The transcript has 3 exons. Bases 50 to 1090 code for a protein of 346 amino acids. The record is from RefSeq and is a predicted model, not a curated record. Lineage: Eukaryota; Metazoa; Mollusca; Bivalvia; Venerida; Veneridae.
UAAAUUUACAUUCCUGAUCAGCAUUCCAGAGGUGUAUGGAUGUGGGAUCAUGUGGGGAGAUCUCACACUGCAUUUGACAGAAAAACUAAGUGAAGACAGUUUAAAUGACGUGAAAGACCUUCUACUGAAACAUAGAUACACAUAUGGUUAUGACACACAGCUUAUACAACUUCCAAAGGCUGCUGUGCGCACUACGGGCCUUGGUAAUAUCAAACAGGGAUUAUCAUUACGAGCAGAGAAGUUGGAACCUGAAUCAGAAGAAAAAUAUAACUAUGGCAGUAUCGGAUGUUUUGUGAAUAUAAAGUCAAAAAGUGAGGAACAAGAUCAAGAUAAAUUACAUUGUAUAACAUGUGCUCAUUGUGUGGACGAAUGUAAAGAUCUUAUUGAUGUCCUUCCUGAACAUGAUAUAGGCUAUACAACAUUGGGAAAGAAAAGUAUAUAUGUAGAAUAUAUCAAAGAUAGCAUAGAUGUUGCUCUAAUAGAAAUUCUUGUAACUAAAAUAGGACAUUGUUGUUAUGGUUUGCGGGAAUCAAAAAAAAACCCAGAACAAUGCAGAGACCCUCAGCGGAGACCUACAAUGGAAGAAAGCCCAAUAGAAAAAAGAUGGUCAUUUUAUGAUGGAGCAAUAUUGAGACGGAAGGUCUUCAAAUUUGGCAGCGCAACGGGAUUAACUUGUGGAGUAUGUAUGUGUGAUGAUUAUAACACUAAAGAAAUAAUGAAAAAUUUUAAUCGGGUCUCAAAGAGGAACUUUGAUACAAAUGUGAAUAUCUUGAUCGAGUCUGAACCAGACAAACAAGUGCCACCAGGUAGUGUGACAGCUGGCGGAAGUCGUGAUACACAGCAAGAGCAAGUGAGGAAAUUUUCCGAGGAUGGUGACAGUGGAUCAGUGAUAUUCGAUGAUGAUAUGCAAGGAGAUGUGGUUGUGCUGGGACUACUGUAUGGUGGUAUUACAGAGAAGGACAGUGGUAAAUUCCUUUACAGCUACGCGUCACACAUCAUGAGACUAAAGGAAUUACUUGAGAACAAACACGAUAUAUCAAUAGAACCAGCAUUAAGCAGCAACGCAAGUCCUCAAGGUGCAGGCAUAUAAAGAUAAAAACAUUUUGUUUCAUGUGGAUGGAGAUGUAUAACUUUAUUGUGACAAUUUGCCAUAAAGCCCCAACUCCUACAAUAAUUUCAUGAGAGAUUAUUUUGUUACUGGAAUAAUGUGCAGAACUAAAUCAAUCAAACAAUUUAGUUCUCAAAUAUAUGAAAUUUUAGAUUCCUUGAGUAGAAGAUGCAUUAUGUUCAAAGUUGAUAAUUUAAAAAUCUAGUACAUUGUCUGUUUUUGAAUGUAAUAGAAACAUAUUUUGCAAACACACAUAGAAGAUAGAUAUGUUACAUUUAAAACUCUACUUACUACUGGUAAAGACCAUAAUUAUGAAUACAUAGUGUCAUUUAAAAAAGGGCAGUUUUUUUAGAAAGUACCAAAUUAGCUAGACCAGAAAUAGAGAAUCCAACUUCCAAAUAUAAUUGGUGCAGUCUCUUUUUCAAAUUACACAUAUUCAGAUGAAUUUUCAAGAUUUCAAUUAAUUUCUGCAAUAGAAAUAUUUUACCUAAAGUUGACCAUAGUAUAUCUUUAAGUAAAAGUGAUUGUUGUAUUUUUUGUUUAUUUGACAUUUAUGUACUAAAAGCCAAUAUACAUGUAUUUAGAUACUUUAUAUUUCUAAAUUUAGUAGUUGUUUUCCUUUUAGAUGUUUUUCUUGUUAUGCUCCCCGAAAAAUUUCGGGGGAGCAUAUAGUCGUCGGGUUGUCCGUCCGUACGUACGUGUACGUACAUACGUCCCGAAUUUGUGUCCGGCCCAUAACUUUGUUAUUUGAAGUCGGAUUUUAAAAAUAUUUCACAGAAAUGAUCACCAUAUUGAGACGAUGUGUCGCGCGCAACAUUUGGGUUGCUACCUUGAAAGUCAAGGUCACAGCAUGACCUUGCAGCAAAAUCGUAUCCGGUCCAUAACUUCAUUAUCUGAAGUCGAAUUUUAAAAAUAUUUCACAGAAAUGAUCACCAUAUUGAGACGACGUGUCGCACGCAACAUUUGGGUCGCUACCUUAAAGGUCAAGGUCACAGUAUGACCUUGCAGCAAAAUCGUGUCCGGCCCAUUACUUUGUUAUUUGAAGUCGGAUUUU